Galeopterus variegatus (Sunda flying lemur) is the source of this 2000-nucleotide messenger RNA. RefSeq names its product poly(rC) binding protein 3 (gene PCBP3). Gene Ontology annotation, cellular component: nucleus; cytoplasm. Gene Ontology annotation, biological process: regulation of gene expression; regulation of RNA metabolic process. The transcript is spliced from 14 exons. The coding region runs from base 87 to 1268 and encodes 393 amino acids. Lineage: Eukaryota; Metazoa; Chordata; Mammalia; Dermoptera; Cynocephalidae. Gene Ontology annotation, molecular function: mRNA binding. The record is from RefSeq and is a predicted model, not a curated record.
CACCAGCUCUGGCUACGAUGCUCUGAGUUGCAGUAAGUCUGAACGUCUGCUGUCUAUGAAACAGCUCUGACCCUUAGAGCCUGCUUAUGGGGGAAGGUGACGCCAUCUGGGCCCCAUCUGUCCUUCCUUAUAGCACCCUCAGCACGUUAAGCCACCACCCCCAGCCGCAUUUUGGGAGAAAGAUGGAGUCCAAGGUCUCAGAAGGUGGCCUGAACGUGACCCUGACUAUCCGCCUGCUGAUGCAUGGAAAGGAAGUUGGAAGCAUCAUUGGGAAGAAAGGAGAGACUGUGAAGAAGAUGCGGGAGGAGAGUGGUGCGAGGAUCAACAUCUCAGAAGGAAACUGCCCAGAGAGAAUCGUGACCAUCACGGGCCCAACGGAUGCCAUCUUCAAGGCCUUUGCCAUGAUCGCGUAUAAGUUUGAGGAGGACAUUAUCAACUCCAUGAGCAACAGCCCUGCCACCAGCAAGCCCCCAGUGACACUGAGGCUGGUGGUGCCCGCCAGCCAGUGUGGGUCCCUGAUUGGCAAAGGUGGCUCCAAGAUCAAGGAGAUCAGGGAGUCCACAGGUGCCCAGGUCCAGGUGGCCGGGGAUAUGUUACCCAACUCCACAGAGCGGGCGGUGACCAUCUCGGGGACCCCAGACGCCAUCAUCCAGUGCGUCAAGCAGAUCUGUGUAGUCAUGCUGGAGUCCCCACCGAAAGGUGCCACCAUUCCCUACCGCCCAAAGCCCGCCUCCACCCCUGUCAUUUUUGCAGGUGGUCAGGUAAGAGCCGACCCGCUCGCGGCCUCCACUGCCAACCUCAGCCUUUUACUGCAGCACCCGCCGCUGCCCGCCUACACAAUCCAGGGACAGUACGCCAUCCCCCACCCGGAUUUGACCAAGCUCCACCAGUUGGCCAUGCAGCAAACCCCCUUUCCUCCCCUCGGACAGACCAACCCCGCUUUCCCCGGAGAAAAGCUGCCUUUACACUCCUCCGAAGAAGCUCAAAAUCUGAUGGGCCAGUCGUCAGGUCUGGACGCCAGCCCCCCGGCCAGCACUCACGAGCUCACCAUUCCCAAUGAUCUAAUAGGCUGCAUAAUUGGACGCCAAGGGACCAAAAUCAAUGAAAUUCGACAGAUGUCUGGAGCUCAGAUCAAAAUUGCUAACGCCACUGAAGGAUCAUCAGAGCGUCAGAUCACCAUCACGGGGACCCCAGCCAACAUCAGCCUUGCCCAGUAUCUUAUCAAUGCCAGGCUGACGUCCGAGGUCACCGGGAUGGGCGCGCUCUAAUCCUGCCAGCACCCGCUCAAGCCGGCCAGCCCUGGCUCGUACACUCUGUACAGACCGCCUGCCCUUCCUCGCAAAUAUCGAUAGAGAGGAUUUUCUUUACUAACAAAAUGCCAUAUGCUGUAGAUAUAUGUGUACACACACAGCGAAGCAGAUCUCUAUCUAUAUCUACAUGUAUGCUCCAGGCUCUGUCCCUGAUUUUGCUCUUUAAAUAUUAAUUUAUGCUCCAAUCUGUUCAUGCAUUGGCAUGCAGUGUCUACUAUUUUAAAUGCUCUGGGGGUGUUCCCAUCUGUGACAUUUUAGAAACAUUGUUCCUUAGUCAGUGUAACUGUCUGUUUUAGGAGUUGGUUUGACAUUUUGACAGCAUUUCCUGUAAACUGUCCCUGCUCUGCCAUCUGGAGCUAGUUGUUCUGAGACUCCUCCUCUCUCAGAUGCCCUGUCGUGCUGACUCAGUUUCCCCUCAGGGCCUGCCCUCUGGGCUCACAUUCCACCUGUGGUCCUGUCUUGGAAUCUGGGUGUGCCUUUACUGCCACCUAUGGGGAGUGCCAGGGAUGAGGGACUUGAGGAUGUCAGGGUCCUGAGAGGGUGCCAUGGGCCCUGACUUCUCCGAGACACCACGUGCUGGGGGGACACUCAUGGGCCCCGGUGUCUUCCAGGGUGGCCAGAGGGCAUGGACCUGCCAGGAAGCCCUUCUGCACCGUCAGAGUUCAAUAAAUGUCAUGUACUUCCCCCCAA